Messenger RNA from Cotesia congregata, 1431 nucleotides. NCBI's taxonomy places the organism in Eukaryota, Metazoa, Arthropoda, Insecta, Hymenoptera, Braconidae. The record is from the annotation of a GenBank genome assembly.
GAAAAAUAUCGCACCUACGUGGUGAAGACUGUCGCUUGUAUGGAAAGACAACGGAUGAAAGUCGCGAGUGUCGACAAGAUGGCGGCUAUUUUUAAUGGCGUUGAUAGAUCUAAAAAAAAUUUUAAUAAAUCAAAUCUAUCAACGCCAUUAAAAAUAGCCGCCAUCUUGUCGACACUCGCGACUUUCAUCCGUUGUCUUUCCAUACAAGCGACAGUCUUCACCACAACCGCUCAUAUCGCUGCAAUAGUUAACGGAUUUUCCGGAGUGAUAAUAGGACCCGCAACAGCGCUAGUAUCAGCGGUCUGGUUUCCAACUGGAGAGCGAACAACAGCCACAGGAAUUUCAUCAGCUGCCAGCCAAGUUGGCAUGGCGAUUUCCUACGUCCUGGGACCAGGAUUAGUAGGAAUCAGUCAUGUCAAUAGUACAAUUUCUUUGCGUAGCCAAAAAUCAGCGAAUAUUUAUCGGAUGUUUCCGCUACCCGGAAUGUCUUUCGAUUUUACCGGGAAAAACCGCAGCGCCAUUCCCGCAGAAACGUCCGUUUAUCAAACUUCUCUUCAAAUACAAAUCAUGUCUUUAAUGAGAAUCGAGUUCGUUGUACAGUGCUUGGUAUUGAUCGGCAUUCUCACGUGGUUCCCUAAGCAGUCGCAAAUAUCCAACUCAAACAUCCAGGUUUCGACGCUUGGGCUCUUGGAGUCUCUAAUUAAAUUGAUCAAAAGUAUGUGGUUUCUCUGUCUCUCUGCUGCAUUGACCCAAGGUAUGACUGGGCCGUGGUUAGCAAUGAUUACAAUGGCCUUUGGAACCAUAACAUCGGAAGAAGCUGACAAACUAGGAUUUUGGACAAUAGUUCUGAGUAGCAUCCUUUGCUUGGUAGUAUCAAGAAUGACGGAUAUAUUCCAAGGACACCUAAAACUCGCAAUUUCAGGACUACUGGUGAUAUCAUCAGUCAUGUUCUUCUGGAUAAUUCUUCUCGAUAGCAAAAUAUUGCCCUUUAAUAGAUACGAGCUCUACGCAGCAGUAGUACUUGGAAUAUCUACUAAUUGGUCAACUUCUGCGCUCUACUUAGAGUUGGCCUCCGAAAUAUCGUUCCCGAUUUCCGAAGCCAUCGUCGGAGGCUUCAUGAUUUUUAUGUCGAACGUCGUGGGGAUGAUAUUUUACUUGUCUUACUGCAUUCCCGGAAUGGGUGGACGAUGGUCAACUUGUCUAGUGUUUGCUAGCAUUUUUGUAUCCGCCAUUUUUAUUAUUUGCGUUGAAGAACAAUAUAAUCGGACUAAGCGAGAAAAUCAAGUACCGAGUCUACUUGCAAUUGAAUCGAGAGUUUCAAGAGUUUGCAAGGAGCUAUAUAACAUAAUACAUACAACACAUAACAUAAGAAGAAGUCAGCCUUAUAUGGUUGGAGAAACCGUGACGUUAUUCAGAAUAGAAGGAGAGUAG